This is a messenger RNA of Microdochium trichocladiopsis, 503 nucleotides long. RefSeq lists its product as uncharacterized. The transcript has a single exon. The record is from RefSeq and is a predicted model, not a curated record. NCBI's taxonomy places the organism in Eukaryota, Fungi, Ascomycota, Sordariomycetes, Xylariales, Microdochiaceae. Bases 68 to 316 code for a protein of 82 amino acids.
GCUCCGGGUGGGACGCCGCCCGUCCACCCACCCGCCCGGCACUAUCAAUCCCGCCAAGCCCAAACGCAUGGGAAUAAGCUUAACACACGCACUUCGCGGCACUGCAUCCCCCAGUCUCUGGGCAGCCUGUUUGAGCCUCCUUCGUGGGCAGCAGGCGAGAGAUUCCGAAACCAUGGCCCAAACACCCGAUCCUCUCAACGACUGCCGCUUCCAGCUUAACGCUGUGCCCCGACCGUGUCUUUGCAACCCCCCUCUCCUUCACCCUGGCUCGGCCGAUCCUGGAACAACACACCUACAUGGAGAAGCAGAGAUCUGAUCUAUCGGUGCCGGAACCAGCAGCGGCGUAGCAUUCAGGAGGAGGCUGUGCUCUUGGUGUGACCUGUCUCCCCCCGAUAAUGAGGUGAUUCUCUUGCCCAGCCUCGACAUCGUCGCGUCUUCAGCCGCCUGGACAUCGGGCUCAACCCAACUUCAGGCCCGUCCGACCGAUCUUCUGCUUCCAUGAA